AUGAUGAGUGGUGGUUGUGAUGAUGAUGACGAUGAUGAUGAUGAUGAUGAUGGUGAUGGUGGUGGUGGUUUUGGCGCUGGUGAUAUAUAUGUUGUGAUACAUUUGGAGAAAGGUGUCAAUAUGUAUUAUACGCAAAUGCUUAUGAAGCUUCGUUGUAUUGAUGUUCAGAGUGGUGUCGAUGACAAUGACGAUGAUGAUGAUGAUGAUGUUGAUGUUGAUGAUGGUAUAGGCAAAGACAUAUAUUAG
Molecule: messenger RNA, 246 nt
Organism: Enterobius vermicularis (human pinworm)
Lineage: Eukaryota; Metazoa; Nematoda; Chromadorea; Rhabditida; Oxyuridae
Source: the annotation of a GenBank genome assembly